This is a messenger RNA of Juglans regia (Persian walnut), 1077 nucleotides long. RefSeq names its product thioredoxin H-type. The record is from RefSeq and is a predicted model, not a curated record. The transcript has 6 exons. Lineage: Eukaryota; Viridiplantae; Streptophyta; Magnoliopsida; Fagales; Juglandaceae. Bases 404 to 823 code for a protein of 139 amino acids.
AUUUUUGAGAUAAGUUGUCUCGCAUCAUUUUGACGAGGGGGAAAUUUCUACUUUGCAACGCAAAAAACCAGAUAACAUCUAGUGCAAUUCCCCGAAGGAGAAAUACCAUUAUCAACACAGACAGUUCCCCGAAAUACUCCCGAUUUCUCAAAUUAGAAACAGUCGUCCACUUCCUCUAGCUUUCUGGGUCAAUCUCAGGUUCUAGGAUUUUGAUUCGCAUUAUAUAGUCAAUCCAAAUACCUCAUGUUGUAAUGAUGGAUUGAUUGGCGCUUCUAAUCGAUCUCAAUCCGAAGGGACUAUGAUAAAUUAGAUUUUGUCUUCAAGGCGCCAACUUCUUUUCCUUUGUCAUCCAGAGGUGCUGCUGGACUUCUUCCAUUUAAGUUUAGCAGUUUUGAAUUUUAACAUGGGACUUUGCUUCGGUAAGUCUCAAACUGAUGAAGAUGAUUCUGUGAAGAAUGUCGAGUUUGCUGGUGGGAAUGUGCACCUCAUCACCACCACAGAAUCUUGGGAUCAAAAGUUGGCAGAAGCAAGUAAGGAUGGAAAGAUUGUAAUUGCAAACUUCAGUGCAACAUGGUGUGGUCCUUGUAAGAUGGUUACGCCAUUUUACCGUGAAUUAUCUGAGAAAUACCCAUCCAUCAUGUUCUUAUUGAUCGAUGUGGAAGAACUAACGGAAUUUAGUGCUUCGUGGGAUAUCAAAGCCACUCCAACAUUCUUCUUUCUCAGAGAUGGACAGCAAGUUGACAAGCUUGUAGGAGCCAACAAGCCAGAGCUACAGAAGAGGAUAACUGCAAUUGUAGAUUCAACUUCCCAACUUCAGAAUUGAGUGCUUUGCUUGUUUGUGUCUAGUGAGGGGCUACUUGCCUGUUAUUCUAUACCCUUUUGUUGCCAGCAUGGAUGCUUGUCUGUGGGUUUUUUAUUUUUAUUUUUGUUGGUUUGGUUUUUUUUUUCCCGUCUACCUUGCUGCGUGUAAAUAAGACUGUUAGAUUAUGAGUAUCGUUAAUUUUGUAACUUGGCUCUUUUGGGCUGAAAUUCUUGGGUUCUAAACCUUUGAAUCAGAUGGACUCUGUUUUCCCAAAA